This is a messenger RNA of Coccidioides immitis RS, 825 nucleotides long. RefSeq lists its product as uncharacterized. The annotation marks the transcript as partial. The transcript has a single exon. Lineage: Eukaryota; Fungi; Ascomycota; Eurotiomycetes; Onygenales; Onygenaceae. The record is from RefSeq and is a predicted model, not a curated record.
CAAUGCCCGCCAACCACCUGUCAUCGAUAGACAUCCCUCUUCGUCUUAAUGCACCAGCCGUCUUCUGCACCCAGCACUUGGCAGUCACGCUAUUCAUUUAUUCCGACCUUGGGACGGCUGUUCGUGAGAAUCCACGACGCUUCUCGCCGCCGUUCCACCACCGAAAAGGCGCCACAUUACAAAAACCCGCCCCUAAACGGUCAAAUGCUGCCGUGACCUUCGGGAAACGUCGAGGCUGCGCUUUGCCCGCGAACUCUUUUGACCCGGCGAUCCGCGCUGAAACACCGGAGAGCAUCCGCGUGAUAUUAAUACGGGAGAAAAUACGGAAGCCGCAAAUGCAUCUUCAAGUGUUCACGCACUUUUCUCGCCGCACAACGAAUCACAAGGAGGGUCGAGUGCUCCUGAUUGUGAUGUGGUUUGCAUGUCAUCACCACGCUGGAAGAAACUGGUGCUAAUUUGGGAAGCUCGGCGCCGUUGGCGAGAGGUCCGCUUUUUUUUCUUUAGCGCAUAGCGGACGUGGAGACCGAACGGCGACGCCAACUCCGCUGCGAGUGGGGUAAGCCGCACCUGAAGAUAGCUGCCACCAGCCGGUGUCUUGGUCGUCGUCAAGCGCAUUGAAGGCCGGGAUAGGACGGAGUGUUGCUGCUGCGUGAAUUAAAUCAUCAACCUUCUCUUGUGUGAAGAAGAAAAAAGAGAAAGAACACAAAGGGAGAUCCUCACUGACUCGCCAGAAAACAACAGGCCAAGCAUUAUAUAGGAGCAAACAGGGCAUAUUUUGGAGACAUUUACUCCGUACCUUGAUGUUGCAAAUGUGCGUCCAUGGAU